CCUCCUCCCCGCUGCCUUCCCGGCGGCGGCGGCGGCGGGCGGCCGAGCCGCUCGGGCCCGGCAGCGCUGCCCAUGGGGGAGUGCGGGGUGCCCCCCCAGGUCCAGCUCUUCCUCCGCGCCUGCGAGCAGGGCGACUGCGAGACCGCCCGACGCCUCCUGGGGCUGCCCGGCAGCGGCGGCGGCCCCGCCGACCCGGCGGCCCCCUCCUCGUCGGCGUGCGGCCCCGAGGAGCCGGCGGAGCCCCGCGGCGAAGCGCCGUCCCCGCCGAGCCCCGCCGUGCCCGUGGACUGCACGGACGAGGCCGGCAACACCGGGCUGCAGUUCGCCGCGGCGGGGGGCCACGAGCAGCUGGUGCGGUUCCUGCUGCGGAAGGGCGCCUCGGUGCAGAGCAGGAACCACUACGGAUGGAGCCCCCUCAUGCAGGCGGCCAGGUUUGGACAUCUAAGUGUUGCCCACAUCUUGCUGGAGAAUGGCGCUGAUCUCAACGCACAGAACAAGUUAGGAGCCAGUGUCCUCACCAUGGCCUCCAGAGGCGGCCACGUCAGCAUGGUGAAGUUGUUGCUGGAAUCUGGAGCUUUUGUGGACAAUUAUGACCAUUUUAGUACAAAUGUACUUAACAGCAGCAGAGACGACCUUCCUGAUAUCACUCCACUGAUGGCAGCUGCUCAGCAUGGACAUGAGGCCGUGGUACAUCUGUUGCUAGACUGGGGAGCUGAUUGUAACUACACUCUAAAGACAAUGGGCUGGAGUCCUUUAAUGCUGGCAGCUGUUAGUGGAAAGGUGAGCUUGGCACAGCAGCUCAUGGAGAAAGGUGCCAAUCCUGAUCACUUGAAUGUACUACAUAAAACACCUUUUGAAAUCUCUGUUGGCUUCAAACACAAAGACAUGAAGGACUAUUUGGAGUCUCUCACAACGAUCAGGCCUCAGGCAGAUGCAGAAAAGAGGCAACCUGAUGUCUUUCAUGCUUUGAAACUGGGAAACUUUCAGCUGGUUAAAGAGAUCACUGAUGAAGAUCCGAGUCAGGUUAAUAUUACCAAUGUUGAUGGUGCAUCUCCUUUAAUGAUUGCAGCUGUAACUGGACAGCUGCCCCUUGUUCAACUCCUUGUUGAGAAAAAGGCUGAUAUUGAUAAACAGGAUAAUGUUCAUGGCUGGACAGCACUAAUGCAGGCCACGUACCAUGGAAACAAAAAUGUUGUAAAGUAUUUGCUAAAUCAAGGAGCUGAUGUUAACCUUCGUGCAAAAAAUGGAUACACAGCUUUUGACCUGAUAAUGCUGCUGAAUGAUCCAGACACUGAGCUUGUAAGGUUACUGGCAUCAGCAUGCAUGCAAGUAGAUAAAGACAAGAAUAAACUGAACAACAGAUCAUCUCUGCCUUGUUCCAGAAGUAGACAAUCCUUAAAUGUCCCAAUGUUGCCAGAUGACAAAGGAGGCCUAAAGUCCUGGUGGAGCAGGAUGUCCAAUCGAUUCCGCAAGCUGAAGUUGACUCAGACUUUGCGCCAUGGAUUUCCUUCUAAUCAGUUUGUGCCUUUUCCGGAUGAGACGGAACCAUCACUAAAUUCCACUAUAAAAGUAGCCUCACAGAGUGAUACAGACACCUCUGGAAACCUUGAUGCUGCUACAGCUUGGAACACGAAUAACAAAGCUAGUGGUGCAAGCACUACGAAAGGAGGAAAGGACGAUGAAUUAUUGACAACUAUGCUGAGGAGUAGUGCUCCAUUUACCAGGCUGCCCAGUGAUAAACUGAAAGCAGUGAUACCACCUUUCUUACCACCCUCAAGCUUUGAGCUUUGGAAUUCUGACCGAACCCGACUCAGCAAAGAUGGCAAAGCUGAACAGAUGAGAACUGCCUGGCCACAGAGAGCAAUCAAGCACGAUUUUAACAGCAGUGGGAACUCUGAUAUAACAUCUGUUAGCAAAGGUGCUAGACCAGUCAAAUUACCAACAUUUGCAAGAAGACCAGCAUCUCCUUCAAAUUCCAACAACUUCAACCAUUCUCCGCAUUCUUCAGGUGGAUCCAAUAACAUUGCAGGAAUUAACAGGCAUGGAGGAGAGCUGCAUAACAGAUCAGGUGGCAGUGCAGAUAAUGUUUUGUCUCAGAUUGCAGCCCAAAGAAGAAAAGCAGCCGGCUUACCUGAACAGAAACCCAGCCAACAGCACAGUCCAGUCCAGUCAACUCCAUCAUCUACUGUGUCAGAUUUGCAGUGUGCUCAGAUUGUUGGCAAUGGACAUGUUGUAAAGCAAAAACUGGAGAUGAACAAAAGACCUCCAUCUGGGACUUCAUCUACAUCUAAAAGUACAUCUCCAACUCUCACACCCUCUCCAUCACCUUCCCCAUCUCCUAAGAUUCAAAAUGCAGAGUCUUCUGUCUCUUCUUCUCACAGACACGCCAAGAGCAACGGCUCCAGCAGUGGUACUAUUACAGAGGAUGGCAACCACUUGGUGGACCAUCAACAGCUUGGGCCACUUCUGAGAGACAGUGAUGUAGAGAAUCAUGAAAGACAAAACCAUAUGACAGUAAAAGAAGGCUCUGAAAGCUUGGAGAAAGAUGAGCUGACUGGCAUCCUUAAAAAAUUGUCACUUGAGAAAUAUCAACCUAUAUUUGAGGAGCAGGAGGUAGAUAUGGAAGCUUUCCUCACACUUACUGAUGGUGAUCUGAAAGAGCUGGGUAUUAAAACAGAUGGAUCAAGGCAGCAAAUUUUGGCUGCUAUUUCUGAACUGAAUGCAGGAAAGGGUCGAGAGAGACAGAUUUUACAAGAAACUAUACACAACUUCCACUCUUCCUUUGAGAGUAGUGUUAGUAAUACACGACCACCAGGUCAUUCCCAACCUCCUGGCUGCUCUUUAAAACCACAAGAAGCUGUUUCUUCUAAAAGGUAGUUACUGGAACAAAAGUUGUUUUUGUUUGUUUGUUCUUUUAUGGUGAAGUUUGGCAUCUAAGUAAAUCCAGACAAAUCCAUACGAAUGAAAAUUGGAAAAGUUAGUCCUGACUAUACUGACAUAGGAUUUUCUGCAGUAACGUGCUUAAAAUACAGAACCCACAGAAAGCCAAAGGAAAUAAUAAAGAGAUUGCUUCUGUAGUUCAACCCAAGUGUUGAAUUGUUGAAAGCAUCAGUGGUCUGGAUUUAAGAAGAAAAUCAGAAGAGCAGGGAGAAUGGAUGAACAUGCAAGAAGAUGGAUGUUUCAUUCCACUCUUACCCAUAGAUAAAGAAGCCAUAGGAGACCUACGUGGACACAGUCAAGAGCAACAAAAGCACAGAAGAAGGCCACUGCAAAUUAUGACACCUUCUACAUGGGGAAAUGCAUAAACUAAAUAUGCCUCUAUUGACUGGAUACAGAUAAAGGAGUCUGGAUUGAAAAUGCAAUGAUGUCAUGGGAAGGAAUAUAAAGGAGAAGUAAUGCUGCAUUCUUCAAUAACCAAAAUGUACUUUAUCUAUUCAAUAUUAUGAGCUUAGAACAGCAGCAAAAGUAAAAAACUAAAUACCUAUUUGUAAAAACAGCACUUUAUUUGAGAAAAUGCAUAAUCUGUCACCAAUAUUUAAACAGAAAAAAUGUUAAAAUAUUUUAUAUUGCUGACUUUUUUUUUUGAGAAUAAAACCAUUUAUGUGA
This is a messenger RNA of Oenanthe melanoleuca, 3606 nucleotides long. It is a transcript of the gene ANKS6, whose product is annotated as ankyrin repeat and sterile alpha motif domain containing 6. The transcript is spliced from 17 exons. The record is from RefSeq and is a predicted model, not a curated record. Gene Ontology annotation, cellular component: cytoplasm. Gene Ontology annotation, molecular function: protein binding. The coding region runs from base 73 to 2877 and encodes 934 amino acids. Gene Ontology annotation, biological process: innate immune response. Lineage: Eukaryota; Metazoa; Chordata; Aves; Passeriformes; Muscicapidae.